Molecule: messenger RNA, 2507 nt
Organism: Clupea harengus (Atlantic herring)
Lineage: Eukaryota; Metazoa; Chordata; Actinopteri; Clupeiformes; Clupeidae
Product: MOB kinase activator 1B
Source: RefSeq, a predicted model, not a curated record
AGUUUGUCUACACACAGCGUCGCGAAAGGAGUAGAGGAGAGGGGUACGAUUACUAAUCUGCUGUGAGGACUAACAUUAGACGGGGAAACCCCUGUUUUGGCUUGUCCAAUCUUGGAGUUAACUGUCAGGCGUAUAGUACUGAGGAAGAUCUACAGUCUCAAGAAAAAAUGAGUUUUUUAUUCGGAAGCCGGUCGUCGAAGACCUUCAAGCCGAAAAAGAACAUUCCAGAAGGCUCGCAUCAGUAUGAGUUGCUUAAGCACGCCGAGGCCACGCUGGGCAGCGGGAACCUGCGCAUGGCAGUUAUGCUGCCCGACGGAGAGGACCUGAACGAGUGGGUGGCUGUCAACACUGUGGACUUCUUCAACCAGAUCAACAUGCUGUAUGGAACCAUCACUGACUUUUGCACUCAGGACAGCUGUCCUCUCAUGUCUGCAGGGCCCAAGUACGAGUACCACUGGGCCGACGGAACCAACAUUAAAAAGCCCAUCAAGUGCUCCGCGCCCAAGUACAUCGACUACCUAAUGACCUGGGUCCAGGACCAGCUCGAUGAUGAGACACUCUUCCCCUCCAAGAUAGGAGUGCCCUUCCCCAAGAACUUCAUGUCGGUGGCCAAGACCAUCCUGAAGCGUCUGUUCCGGGUCUACGCCCACAUCUACCACCAGCACUUUGACUCGGUCAUCCAGCUCCAGGAGGAGGCCCAUCUCAACACCUCGUUCAAGCACUUUAUCUUCUUCGUCCAGGAGUUCAAUCUGAUUGAUAGAAAGGAACUGGCUCCUCUUCAGGAACUGAUCGACAAGCUCACAUCCAAGGACCGAUAAAAUGACCUCACAGAUCUCUCUCGACUCCACAAGCUCAUCAUCAUCUUUUCAUGAUUUCUAUCGUCUGCUGGCAAACUGUCCACCAUGGUUCUGCCCCCAACCAUCUAACCUCAUAAUCAUGUAGUAACACGUCAGCCAGAACGACAGAGGGAGGGCUAACCUUUUUAACAUGGACCUCGCGUUUGCUUCACUCUUUUUGUUUUGUCUGUCUAGUUUCCUGUCCUCUUCUACUGGACCCUACAUAGGAAAAAAAAAAAAAAAAGAGUAGUUUCAUUUUUGUGCCCUCCCAUCGGUAUGCUUUCAAACAUACAGUAUACUACAAGUGCCUAAUAGUAUCUGUCAGAACAUUGUAAUAGCUUUGCGUGAAAUCACCACAGGCUGGUGGUGAACGCAACCAGAAUUCUACUGCAACUACUUUACAGGAACAACACACGCCUGCUUGACAUGUUUCAGGAAGUGAUAGACUGUCCAGCGCACCAUGCAAAGUUCACAGAACUUCAGAAAGGAGAAAAAGCUCUCUUGGAAGCUUCACUACAGCGAAAAAAGCGACUAAUUACAGACACGAUGUCAUUACAUUAGGAGAGCACAGCUUAAAGACCCAUCGUUAUCGCCCUCCGCUGCUUGGUGGCAGUGCGUUAUUUCUGCUUCCUCGCGCUUGCCUGCAUCUGCCUGACAUCACUUUUAUCAUAAAGCAAAAUUCAUGGAUAUAUAUGAAUGUAGAGAGGAAAUGGUUAUUGCAAACCAACACGCCUUGCUCAAUAAAGUUUUUGUUUGGAAGGUGGCGGUGGAACACAACAAGCUUACUAUGCAAUAUGUUUUUGUACUUCUUUUGCUGCCGUCUUUGAUAGCACAGUGUCUUUCAAAUUUUAGACGGUGUUUUGGUAACUCCAAAAUAGGCCUCUUAGAUUUGUCUAAUGGCGACAGGCACGGUGGGAGGGGGUACUGUAGUGUGGUUUUAGUCCGCUGCUGCUGUAGUUACACUUACAGUUCAUUUUUGAGAAAUAAGACAACCUUUUUUUAUGGUCUAAUUGACCAGAGAUUUUGAUCUGCACACACAAAGCUGUUUUGGUAACCACCGGACAGAUGUGCUUGAUUGGCUUUGAAAAGCAAAACGAGACACACCAUUUUUUUUAUCACAUUUCUGUAUAUAUCUUAUAUAUGAACAUGUGCAUAAAGAAGGUAUAUUUGAUGAAGUUUAGAAGUUUUAAAAGUCUAAAAUUUGGUUAUAUUUGCUUGGUAUUUUCAAUGUUUUUUUUUUUUUUUUUGUUGUUUGCACUUUGAAUUAGUAUUUUAAGAGGUGAAAUGUACAGCUACCUCCUCCAUCAAGAAAAUAUAUUUGAUCAAUUCUUCUGUUUGUUCCUCAAACCUCUUCCUCCCCCCCCUUACCAUGUUUUAGAGGCUGAUAGGUUUCAUAUGUUUCUUCCAUUCGGUUUCUUUCCCCAUGAAUGUUAUCGCUUUAAUGAAUGUGAUACAGUUUAAGAGUAAAAAGUAUGAAAAAAAUAAAUUAAAACUUUUAUGUCAGAGCAUCCUGAAAAUUGUUUUGAAACCUCUUGAUACAUUUUUUUAUAAAGUUGUAAACAAUGUACACAAAUGGUAUGCAGUGGAAUUUUAAAAUACGGGACUUUGUGGUACCUUAUUGAAUGCUGUUUAUAAGAUAAUAAAAUUAUUUGUUUGUAGAUUUCACUAAAA